AAGAUGAGUAUAAUUACACACAUCCUUCUCUUCCUUCUCAUGGCUUGGAUAUAGAUAAUAGACUUGAAAAUAUUUCCUCUAAAAUCGAAGACAUUAUUGAAUAUCUUGAGAUGAUUAAGGAUUAUAUACUAUCUAUGUUAUAUGACGAGUUUCGCAAAGAUAUUGAUAACCUUACAAAUAAUUAUAA
Molecule: messenger RNA, 187 nt
Organism: Dentiscutata erythropus
Lineage: Eukaryota; Fungi; Glomeromycota; Glomeromycetes; Diversisporales; Gigasporaceae
Source: the annotation of a GenBank genome assembly